Messenger RNA from Fusarium odoratissimum NRRL 54006, 1452 nucleotides. RefSeq lists its product as uncharacterized. The transcript has a single exon. The coding region runs from base 1 to 1452 and encodes 483 amino acids. Gene Ontology annotation, molecular function: RNA binding. The record is from RefSeq and is a predicted model, not a curated record. Lineage: Eukaryota; Fungi; Ascomycota; Sordariomycetes; Hypocreales; Nectriaceae.
AUGGAGUCCCAAUUCGCUCGUUCAGAUGGCAACUCCGCUGCCGAUGGCGGCAACAAUGAUGCAUCCCCAGCCAACCAAGGCACUGCAUCUGCUGAUCAGGGCUGUCCCACCAACGACCAGAACGAGACUGUUUCCGUUCCUUCUGAUGAUCAGAAGUACAUGAUCAACGUCGGCUCAGUUUUCGACCCUAACAGCAACGCUAAUUCUCGUCGUGUGCUUUUGGACAAAAUCCCUCAAAGCACCACUCUGACUCAGGUUGCCAACGCGGUCUGUGGUGUUGGAGGCCUCGUCCGAGUCUCCGUUCUGGAGAACAUCAUCAAGAGUGGUACUGCGUUUAAGCUUGCCUGCGUUGAGUUCCGCGACUCGACCGCAGCGAAGAAGUACGUUGCCAAUGUCAAGGCCAACGGGCUUGAGCUAGUUGACGCCAAUGGACGAUUCUUCGACAUUGAAGUCAAGCUCAUCAACAACACCUCGUCCUACCAAUCCCGCCACGGGCACCCGCACAACUAUGGUGUCGGUCAUUACAACGAGCACUCUGGCCGCUGCAUCACCCUCGACAACUUUCCCACCUCUGCGAUCUGGUAUCUGUUUACCCGAUUCGGGACUGAGUACAUCAUCCGUGCUUGGUUUUCCCCCAAUGAGAACCAGAUGAACGGCAAACUGUCCGUUGAGUUGGCCAGUACCUUCGAAGCCGGUCGCCUCUGCGGAAUGAUUCUCAACCGCGGCUUCCUGCCUUACCAUGGACCUGUCGCUCAGAUGGGAUUUGGUCCUACUCCCUCUGACCGAGAUGUCGAGGAGCUUACCAGUUCCGCCUCCAACACGAUCGACUACAUCUCUCCUAAACAUCUUGCAGAUACCUGGAAUGUGCAACCCUUCAACCUAUUCACCCCCGCAACAAACUUCGUGUAUGGUGUCCCUAUCCCUCGACGAGCGGUUACAAGCCGUACUUCGUCGAUGACCGUGGAGGUGUCGCGCAUCCCAUCUCACUACUCAGGAAUGUCCAGUGUAGUGCCACACAUUCUCGUCCGUGAUGAGAAGACCUCCACCGACCUUCAAGAUAUUCCAAUGACAAACAUUACCCUUACCUUCGUCGAUGAGGACAUGAAGUAUAUUAUCGUUGGUGGUCAGAUCUUUUCUCGAGUGGUCACAGGAGAUAUCUAUACCAAGGUCGAUGGCGUCGAGCUUGUCAAGCUCAAGCAGGACAACAUUCUCAAGGCCAAAUGGGCCCCCUUCUGGAAGCACUACUGUGAGGUCAACGACCUCCCUGACAUCCGCAAGUACGCUGAGUAUGGACGAAUCGCUGGCAUUCGCCGCAACGUCAACAAGAAGUUCGGUUUCGCUUCCUCUUGGAACCCCGAGCGCCUCGCUGCCAUUCCGACUCAGAUCAUAAACUAUCUAAACCCAAAGAGCCGAAAGGUGGUCUCGACCGCUGAGGCCCCUAAUCGCAAGUAG